This is a messenger RNA of Macrobrachium nipponense, 590 nucleotides long. RefSeq lists its product as uncharacterized. Bases 52 to 501 code for a protein of 149 amino acids. The transcript has 3 exons. Lineage: Eukaryota; Metazoa; Arthropoda; Malacostraca; Decapoda; Palaemonidae. The record is from RefSeq and is a predicted model, not a curated record.
GCGAUUCAAGUUAACACCUUUUGUUGUGAAGGAAGGCUCGUGAUCCACAGGAUGCCGGUUAAGAACAUUUCGGCGGCCGUAGCUGUGAUUAGCAUAUGCGCUUUGGCAAUGGCUACCCCCGUACCCUCUCCUGGCCAUGGGCACGACCAUGGAGGCUACGGCCAUGGUCAUGGACAUGGUCAUGGUGGCUACGGACACGACCAUGGUGGCUAUGGACAUGAUCAUGGUGGCUACGGACACGACGACCAUGGAGGUUACGGCCAUGAUCAUGGGCAUGGCCAUGGUGGCUACGGACACGACCAUGGGCAUGGCCAUGGUGGCUACGGACACGACCAUGGAGGUUACGGCCAUGAUCAUGGGCAUGGUCAUGGUGGCUACGGACACGAUCAUGGAGGUUACGGCGAUGAUCACGGGCAUGGUCAUGGUGGCUACGGACACGACCAUGAUCAUGGGCAUGGCGGCUACGGGCACGGUCACGGCGGAUACGGCCAUGAUUGGUAAAGAGAAGAGGCGAAUAACUAUAAAUCGAAGGGGAUCGUUUUCACCUUAAUAAUAAUACAGGGUGUCCAUAAAGUCCCACUACCAUUCUG